AUGCGCCACUCUGCUCUUCCACCCCUUCGCUCAACCUUUUCCCUCGCAUCCAUCCGCUCUUCUUUCCGCUCCUCCCGCUCCUCCUCCACCGCAUCCAGCACGCGUUCGCGCGCCCCCUCCACCGCUUCUGCGUCCUGGAACCAUCAUGACACCUUCGCCCCCUCUGCUGGCUCAAGCGCAAGCUCAAGCCCCGCGGAUGAGUUCAGCUCUCUGUCUUACAACCCUCUCAGUCGCCACCCUCUGCGUGCGGCGCGCCGCCAACAGUCGCCUGUUGCGACGGUGAGGAGCAUCUUGUCUAGGCAAUCGAGUCUAGUGGAUAUGGAGGAGGAGGAGCGCGAUUUCGGGAGGGAGAUUGGGGUUUUGGAGCCGAGGCCAGUGGUGUUUUGGCAGGGGCUUGAGGAGAGAAUGGGGUUUUAA
Messenger RNA from Pseudogymnoascus verrucosus, 417 nucleotides. RefSeq lists its product as uncharacterized. The transcript has a single exon. NCBI's taxonomy places the organism in Eukaryota, Fungi, Ascomycota, Leotiomycetes, Thelebolales, Thelebolaceae. The coding region runs from base 1 to 417 and encodes 138 amino acids. The record is from RefSeq and is a predicted model, not a curated record.